GUCCGAUUCGGUCAAGUCCAGUCGAGAGGAAAGAAAAAGAAUUGGCCUUGUCGGGUUGGUUGUAAAUCGCAGAAUAAAAUCAGUUAGCAAUUAGUCGGCACGGAAAGUGGUGUGUGUUCUUGCUGUGUUAAUGGAACAUAAAAAUCUGUGUCAAAGAAGCGUUAAAACUGCAUAAAGGCUAAAAUUCAUGGGAGAUUUUAUUGGCGUGUCUGCUUUAAGAAAAUCACUAGUUCAAGUGCGACUUUGCAGACAGCAACACGACUUUUUUGUCCGUAGUUAUCGGUCAAGUAUGUAGUGUGGAGAAAAUAAAAUUUGUGUCAAAAUGCGUAUUUGCAUAUGUGCAUAACUAGCAACGGACAUUGUGUUAAGUUAUGUGCAGAGAUAAACAAUGGAUAAAGGAAUACUAUACUGCGAACAAAGUGAUCAUCAUUUGUGUCAAAUAUUAAAUUUCGUUACCGGCUGUGAAUUUAAUUCUCAAGCAGACUGAGUUUCUAUAAUUGUCAAAAUAUAAAAUAUACAAUAUCGCAAAAUCUGACACUUUGUCGCAAAAAUUACUAAAAAAAAUUAAUCAAAUAAUACGCUAACUUUAUUUUGUGGGCAAUUAACGCGCACAAUUGCACGUGGUGUGGAAUUAGCUUCAUGUAUCCCGGAAAUCAAUCCUAGAUUGAUUCCGGAUUGACACAAAUCGAAUUUUAGACUAGACUAUUUGUUGUUCGUAACGAAUUUAAAAUGCCGCCAAGACACAAGAAUUGGAAAGGAACUCUCUUUCUGCUCUGUUGUUUGGGUGUACUCAAAGGAUUUCAUGGACCCUCAACGUUAUCUCUGGUCGACUAUGUCGUCGAGAAUAAAAAUUUCACGUUUGACCAGAUGAUCUACGAAGUUAUCCCUGCCAUAAUUCCAUCGCUCAUGCUCUCCUUCACCAUCCUUCUCAUGAUCACGGACGCCUUGAAUUACAAACCCAUAAUUGUGGUGGGGUCAAUAUGCAGCGUAUCCGCGUGGGUCGUCCUCAUCUGGUUUUACGACAGCGUCACAUUGACCAGGGUCCACCAAUGGAUACACGGCGCCCACACCGCAGCCUAUGAACUCGCCUACUACACCUACAUUUACACCCAGAUCGACAAAUCGGACUACCUCCGAGCCACCGCGGCCACCCAUGCGGCCGUCCUUCUCGGCCAAUUCCUGUCCUCCCUAGCUCCUCAAAUCCUCCUUCCCGCCAAAAUUCUCACCCUUCCCCAAUUAACCUAUUCCUACCUAGGCGCCGCCAUCGCCACCCUAUUAAUCAGUCUCAUCCUCCCCAAAGUAUUCGACGCCGUGGUCGACGAGCACAACGACAUGCACGUCUACACCGUCCCCACGGUGCCACAGCGUAGAAAAAACCAAGUCUUUACGACCUCCGAGGGCGACGAUUAUAAUCGCACGGGCGACCUCCAAACGCCAAAUGACGCUUGGUACCUGAAAUACCGCAACUCAAACGGUCCCGCUGUGCAGAAGCGGUUUUUUCAAAAGAUGAAAGAAGCACCGACCCAGUCCCGCCUAAAUUUUGUGCACGCCUAUGGAAACAUGCGGAUUUUGAAGUGGUGCAUCUGGUACGCGUCAUCGUACGGGGUUUUCUGGCAGGCAGAAGCGUAUCUGCCGACCGUGCUGUGGGGAGAGAUGGGGGGAAGGAAGAGGGGCAAGUGGGAUGGGGGUGUGGUGCUUGGGGUGGGCGCAGUAUUUAGCGCCGUGGUGGCGUUAAUCGUUUGGGGAACGAGGUUAGGCAGAAUGUUCGAGUGGAGAAAGUGGGACGGUUAUGUGCUGGGUGGGGGGUCCAUUGUGCAAGGGGUGGGGUUACUCGUGGUGGCAAAGACGGCGGAUUUGUAUGUCGCGUGGGGUGGGUGGGUCGUAUUUGUGGGGGUUUUUCAUGUCCUGGUGGUCGCGGUAAAAGCCAAGAUUGCCGAAGCCAUUCUUGAACGGAGUGAGGCAUUCAUUUUCGGAAUCAAUAGUUUAAUGGGGUCAAUAAUUUAUGCCAGUUUCACGUUCGUCAUCACUUCAAGAUUUGGACUGCAACUCGGGAUCAGAGAACAGACCUCAUUUCUGGGAGGAUUUGCCCUCCUUUUGGGGAUAGGUUUCAUAAUUUUGGGGAUUUUGAAGUGGAAAAAGGACGGGCAUUUUACACCUUGUGCGAAAUUCUUGGAGAAAGGGAAAUGUUGCAAGAGAAGGGAUGGUCAAGCCGCUUGAUAUUCAGUGGGGUAGGAAAUUGUUUUCGGAAUUUUGCAAAAUUUCGAAAAACAUGUUAAUGGCGAUUGACCCUAUUUACGAAUCGGGCACACAUUUGCGUAUUCCUAUACCUUGUUAAUUACUUGUGACUUUCCAUUUCAAAAUCGUGAGGAGUCGAUAGUUUCAAAUCCUUGUUAAAAACUAAAAUUCCAAAAAUGUCUAUAAUAAGUCAAAAAUUAUUUAUAUUUAGUCUUACAUACAUAAUUGUCCCUAAAUAGAUUGUAACUAGUCCUAAAUGCAUAUAUUUACUAUCUCUAUCUAUUCUCUAUUGCCGAUGACCUGUUCUAAUUAAAUUACAUUAUAUGUAAAACAUACGAAUUAUACAUGCAUGAUAAAUAUGUAACUAAAUAAUAAUCAUAUGAUAUGACUAAAUACUUAACUGAGAAUAAAAACAUUAC
Messenger RNA from Folsomia candida, 2654 nucleotides. Its product is annotated as folate transporter 1. The coding region runs from base 730 to 2217 and encodes 495 amino acids. Gene Ontology annotation, cellular component: plasma membrane. Gene Ontology annotation, biological process: transmembrane transport; vitamin transport. The record is from RefSeq and is a predicted model, not a curated record. The transcript has 4 exons. Lineage: Eukaryota; Metazoa; Arthropoda; Collembola; Entomobryomorpha; Isotomidae. Gene Ontology annotation, molecular function: vitamin transmembrane transporter activity.